Molecule: messenger RNA, 1383 nt
Organism: Styela clava
Lineage: Eukaryota; Metazoa; Chordata; Ascidiacea; Stolidobranchia; Styelidae
Product: dual adapter for phosphotyrosine and 3-phosphotyrosine and 3-phosphoinositide-like
Source: RefSeq, a predicted model, not a curated record
UAUGGUAUGUAUGUAUUUACAUAGACAGGAUAAUAGGAAUAUUCGGAUAAUGCAACAAUAUGGCAGGAGCCCCAAGCAAUGCGAUUAUUAGUCAAGUGCCAUUCUUCCAUGGCAACUUGUCGAGACACCUAACAGAAGUUCUAUUGAUGGAAAACGGAGAAGAAGGGAGUUUUCUUGUAAGAGAUUCAACCGAAUUUGGAAAAAAAUUUUGCGUCAGUGUACGAGGAAAAGACGAAGUGAAGCACUUUCCACUUGUUUUUGAUAAUGGCGUUUACUACUUUGGGAGAUCGGAAUUCAUUUCACUCGAAAGCCUGAUGAGACACUUUGCAAACCAACCGGUCUUGAGAUGUCGUUCUGCUAACAUGGGGCCACAUUAUAUACGUGGACCAGAGAUGACUUUAAAAUAUCCUUAUCCAGCAAUCAUGGAAGAACCUGAAACGUAUGACCAGAUUCGGUUCCAGUCAACCGAAUUAGUAGAAGAAACUGUUGACACUUUGAAUUCGAGAAUGAAAGGCAUACCUCUUGCCACCAAAGCAGGAUAUUUGUUUAAGGAAGGUGGUUUUGUGAAGAAUUGGAAAUAUCGGUGGUUUGUCUGCAUUAAAAAUAAACUCAGCUAUUUUGCAGAAAUUAAUUCAGAAACACCAAUCAAUGUAAUUGAUUUAAAAGAAUGUUCAAAGUGCACGGAAAUAAAAAUAAAAGGCAAGAACCAUUGUUUCGCACUAGAGGCAGAAGGCAGAAACUGGAACUUCAGUGCAGAAUGUGAAGAAGACAUGGAGGAAUGGGUGGCGUUACUGAAAUGGAAAAUUAAAUACAAUAAAUCACAAGAUAUUGAUUAUUUGCCACAAAAUAAGACAAGUAUAAAGAAGUAGAGAGCUGUCUAACAUUAUUUUAGGUAACAACAGGACUGUAUUAUCUAUACAGACACUUUAUAAAUAAAUCAGUAUAUAAUGAGUAAUAUCAAAACUUGCCUAAACACUACUUUUGGAACAUUCCAACUAUGCAAAUGUUAUCAUAUUUAAAUCCGAUAUCCUUUUAUCCUAUUAUAUUAUUUCACAUCUUAUUCACAUAACCAUGCUUAAUUCAUGUGUAUUUAUCUUGGAAAAUGUUAUUUAGUGUGAUAUAAAAUCAAAAAAUAUAGCAGUACUGUUAUAGAUCAAAUGUUCACUAUUCAUUAUUACUAAAGCUGUUGUUCUCAUUUAAUUAUAGUUUAGAUCCGUAUUUUAUAAUUACAUACUUUUAUGUUAAAUCAUUAGAUAAUGCUUUGAGUAAUGUCAAAACUUCCUUAAACACUUCUUGGAACAUUCCAACUAUGCAAAUGUUAUCAAAUUAAAGGCUCCUUUUUCAUAUUCUAUUGUGUAUAUUUCACAACACUAUUCACAUAAC